Messenger RNA from Penicillium nucicola, 1221 nucleotides. RefSeq names its product RMD1 family protein. The transcript is spliced from 2 exons. Gene Ontology annotation, biological process: positive regulation of mitochondrial translation. Bases 1 to 1221 code for a protein of 406 amino acids. Lineage: Eukaryota; Fungi; Ascomycota; Eurotiomycetes; Eurotiales; Aspergillaceae. The record is from RefSeq and is a predicted model, not a curated record.
AUGUUUGCCAGACCCUCUGUCAGUUUGGCUGGUAGGCCACUGUCAAGCUUCUCUGCGCAAUUUAAUAAAAUUUUGACGCUUUCCCGGAAAGAAUUAUUCUCGACCAAUGCUUACUUGAAACAUGAGCACAAUAACACUACUGAGCCAGACUUAAAAAUUCAGCGACGGAGGGUCAACAGACUGCCAGCAGCUCCUACUUCGUUGCGACGGGUAGCAGUCGAGGCCCAAAGGUCAAAGGAUGGAUUCUUGUCCAAAACACUCCUCAAAGAGCAGGGUCUACAUCGACAGACCGUGACUGCUUACGCUGUGGCCGAACAAUUCAAUAUUCGCAAAGUCAGAGACAUCCUGCAAGAAAAAGGAUACGAACCAGAUCCUUUAGAGACGGGGCUCUUUCCACAAGUUGUUCAUGUUCAAAUACCUAUCGACUCAAUACGACGCGUUGCCAAUCCAUCCGGUACCGAUUUGUCAUCCGACGAAGUGGGCGAUCUCUUUGUAUUUCCCUCAGGUACAGUCGUGGCAUGGUCGCUUCCUGAAGGGUUCACAUCUUUUCUGGCAACGCGAACUCUCUUACCCGCGGCUGAGGGCGCUCAUGAUUUGGAGACCGAGGAUCUUAACUUCGUGGAGGACCCAAAUCGUGAAAACAGUCUGAUCAAGGGUGACACGAUUGUACUGGGGACGAAUGCUCGUCACGGCCAGGGCCAAUCUAUUGAUACCGUGCUAACCAAGGUUGCGUUCUCAUCUGGCCUUGCUCGCAGUACAAAGCUGGCUGUCCUUGAAAGUCUUUUAUCGAACUAUAUCGAGUCGACGCGUCCAAUUCCAACUCUUCUAUCGAAAGGAUCUCGGCUGCCAUUUACACGAGAUUUUGUCCUCCGCAAGACCGGACAGCUGCUGAGUGUUCGCGCACAGCUCAAUCUCUACUCUGAACUCACAGAUUCUCUGCCAGAUAUUUUCUGGGACAGUGAACACGAACUUGGCUUGGAGGGCUACUAUGAGCAAGCUGGUCGAGCUUUAGAUGUUGGAAUCCGUAUCAAGCUUCUGAACGAAAAAAUGGACUAUGCGCAAGAAAUUGCUAGUGUCCUUCGCGAGCGGUUAAGUGAGACCCAUGGUCUUCGACUUGAAUGGAUUAUCAUUCUGCUCAUCGCUGUCGAGGUCGGAUUCGAAGUGAUGCGAUUAUGGAAAGAGAGAAUCCGUGAGCAAGAAGAGGAUGCGCGCAAGGAUUAA